AUGCAAUCUUAUAAUCGCUUGUGUGAUAAUGAGGUUUUCCUUAUAGACGCCAGCAUCUCAUUUUACAAACAGUGCAUGUUUGUGUCUUUAUAUGACUUGUCACAGACCCAUAAAUGACACGGCUUACGUAUAUUGGGCAGAAUCACAUCACCUGAAAAGAAGCGUGAUGCAGGAAGACUCAGUUAUCUAACAUGACAAUUCUCUCUCUCCAUCUUGAGUUUAUAAGUCGGAAUCAUGUGCCAAAGGGAUGGCAGGGGGAAGACUUCUGGAGUUAUUCUGGCUCCUGGUGGCUGGCUUUACAUUUUAAAAAGACAUGAUCAUUAUCCCGUCUUUCUAAGGAAACAGACAAAAGGACACUGGUGUAAAACUUCCCCCCAAACAAUUCAAUUGGAGGAAGUGUGUCACUGACUUUUCCCCUCUCCAUGAAGCACAUUUCCUUCCUACUCUUUGCCUCUCUUAUCUGGGAGAAUUUUUUUCUCCCAAGUGAAGCAUGAACCGUUGUUAAGUGGAAAAUGGAGGCUGAAUUUUACGUGACGAUUCUAACCUGCCUGGUCCUCAGGAGCUUGGAGGGGUUCCAGAUAGUCCAUGUACGUAAACAGCAAUGCCUCUCCAUAAAUCAGAAAGUGAUCAUGGGCUCGUGCGAUGGCACCAGCCAGAACCAACAGUGGCUGUCAACCGAGAACGGGAAGUUCUUCCAUGUUAAAUCUGGACUGUGCCUGGGCAUCUCCAACUCCUCAAGGGGCCCCUUCCAACCAGCAGUCGCCACUCCCUGUGCCCAGGCACCCCGAUGGACCUGCCAUGAUCAAGAAGGUUUCCUUGAGGUGGAAAAUACCUCUCUCUUUCUCAAGAAACAAAACCGUAAAGUAGUGGUCAGGAAAAUCAGUAAAUACCUCGACAGCUGGAUGAAAUUAGACUUCAACAAGGAGGGGAAACUGGUCAAUGAAAGCCUCUGUCUAAAGCAAGCUGGCCUGGGAACAGAAGUCUCAGUGCGGAUUGCUAGAAACUCAGCUACUCCCCAGAUUCCCACAACUUUAAACACGGUCCCAUACAGCCCAGAACACACUAGGAAUACCACGGAGGCGUUCCUUGGGAGCACGGCUGAGACCUACAGUCAAAGCAGCAGCAAGAGAGACCUCCCCAGUCUGCACACGGCUCGAGCGGCAGACACCACCUGGAGUCCAUCGACCACCCCACCCUUCUCCAGCACCACUUCAGAGACUGGCGUGGCAGAGCUAGCGAAGUGUAACUUCACCGUGUUGGAGUCCAGGGUCUCCAGCUCGGCAGCAUCUAUCCAGUGGAGGACGUUUGGGUCAGCCUGUAACUUUAGCCUCAUCUACAGCAGUGACAACUCAGGGCCCUUGUGGUGCCACCCCUUCCGGAGAGACAACACCACCUAUGGAUGUGACCCCAAGGAUUUACAAGCAGGGACCACCUAUAACUUCAGGAUUGUUUCUCUGGAUGGAGAAGAGAGAACUCUGGUCUUACAGACAGAUCCCCUGCCUCCUGCCAGGUUUGAAGUCAACCCUGAGAAGACAGCUUCAACUACCCUGCAAGUCCAGUGGACCCCCUCUUCCGGAAAAGUCACCAGGUAUGAGGUGCAAUUAUUUGAUGAGAACAAUCAAAAGAUACGAGAAGUCCAAGUUCGAGAAAGUAUCACAUGGAGCCAAUACACCUUCUUGAACCUCACUGCUGGUAGUAACUACAAAAUUGCCAUCACAGCUGUGUCUGGAGAAAAACGCUCCUCUCCCAUGUAUAUCAAUGGAUCAACAGUGCCGUCUCCAGUGAAAGAUAUCGGCGUUUCCCCCAAUCCGAAUUCUCUCCUCAUUUCCUGGUCUCGUGGUUCUGGGAAUGUGGAGCAAUACAGGCUGAUGCUGAUGGAUAAAGGAACCAUAGUCCAAGACAGGAAGGUGGACAAGCAGGACACUUCUUACGCUUUACAUGGCUUGACCCCUGGCCACCUCUACAACCUCACCAUUGUCACCAUGGCCUCGGGCCUGCAAAACUACCGGUGGAGACUAGUGAGGACAGCUCCGAUGGCGGUCCCAGAUCUGAAGGUCACAAAUGAUGGCAGUCCGACUUCUCUAAAAGUCAAGUGGCAGAAACCUCUUGGAGAUGUAGACUCCUACAACGUUACCCUGUCUCACCAAGGGACCAUCAAGGAAUCCAAAACAUUAGCGCCUCGUGUUACUGAAAUUCAGUUUACAGACUUAGUUCCUGGGCGGCUUUACCAGGUUACCAUCAUCUGUGUCUCUGGUGAACUGUCUGCUCAGAAGAUGGCAAUGGGCAGAACAGUUCCAGAAAAGGUGAGGAAUCUGGUUUCAUACAAUGAGAUUUGGAUGAAGUCCUUCGCAGUGAACUGGACGCCCCCUGCUGGAGACUGGGAGCACUAUCGUGUCCUGCUCUUCAACGAGUCCUUGGCGCUUCUCAACACCACAGUGGGAAAGGAGAAAACACACUAUGUCAUGGAUGUCCUGGAGCUCAUACCAGGGAGACAGUAUGAGGUGGAAGUCAUCGUUGAGAGUGGAGAUCUGAGGAAUUCUGAGCGCUGCCAAGGCAGGACAGUCCCCCUGGCUGUCCUCCAGCUUCGUGUCAAACACGCUAAUGAGACCUCACUGGGCAUCACGUGGCAGGCCCCUACAGGUGAAUGGGAGAAAUACAUCAUUUCACUGAUGGACAGAGACCUCUUAGUCAUCCACAAAUCGCUCUCCAAGGAUGCCAAAGAAUUCACCUUUACAGACCUGAUGCCUGGACGAAAUUACAAGGCGACCAUCACCAGUAUGAGUGGAGAUUUAAAACAGUCAUCUUCAGUAAAAGGAAGAACAGUGCCUGCCCAAGUGACUGACUUGUACGUCACCAACCAAGGCAUGACCAGUAGUCUGCUCACUAACUGGACAAAGGCAUCAGGAGACGUAGAGUUCUACCAACUUUUACUGAUCCAUGAAAAUGUGGUCAUCAAAAACGAGAGUGUCUCCAGUGAGACCAGCAGGUACAGCUUCCGAGCCUUGAAAUCCGGCAGCCUCUACUCAGUGGUGGUGACGACAGUGAGCGGAGGGAUCUCUUCCCGACAGGUGGUGGCAGAAGGAAGAACAGUCCCGUCCAGUGUGAGCGGAGUAACAGUCAGCAACUCUGGCCGUAAUGAUUACCUCAGCGUUUCCUGGCUGCCGGCGCCUGGAGACGUGGAUAACUACGUGGUGAGCCUGUCCCACGACGGCAGGGUGGUUCAGUCCCUCAACAUCGCCAAGACGGUCAGCGAGUGCUCCUUCAGCUCCCUCACUCCGGGCCGCCUCUACAAUGUCACCAUAACCAGCAGGAGUGGCGAUUACGCGAGCCGUUCCUUCAGCGAAGAACGGACAGUGCCCGACAAGGUCCAAGGAAUCAGUGUCAGCAACUCAGCCAGGAGCGACUACCUAAAGGUGUCCUGGGUACAUGCCACUGGAGACUUUGAUCACUAUCAAGUCACCAUCAAAAACAAAAACAACCUCAUUCAAACCAAAAUCAUUCCCAAGUCAGAAAACGAGUGUGUAUUUGUUCAGCUCAUCCCUGGACGCCUGUACAGUGUCACUGUCAGUACAAAAAGUGGACAAUAUGAAGCCAGUGAACAAGGGAAUGGGAGAACAAUGCCGGAGCCUGUCAAGAGCCUCACACUCCUCAACAGGAGCACCGAGGAUCUCCACGUGACAUGGUCAAGAGCCAGUGGGGACGUCGACCAGUAUGAGGUCCAGCUGCUCUUCAACGACAUGAAAGUCUUUCCACCCAUUCACCUCGUAAACACCGCCACUGAGUACCAGUUCACCGCGCUCACCCCGGGGCGCCAUUACAAAAUCCUUGUCCUGACCGUCAGCGGUGACGUCCAGCAGUCAGCCUUCAUCGAGGGCCUCACCGUUCCCAGUACUGUCAAGAAUGUUCACGUUUCUGCCAACGGAGCCACGGAUAGGUUGAUGGUAACCUGGACCCCAGGCGGGGGAGACAUGGACUCCUAUGUGGUGUCAGCAUUCAGGCAGGACGAGAAGGUUGAAUCCCAGACUAUCCCCAAGCACAUCUCUGAGCACGUUUUCCACAGGCUGGAAGCCGGAGCCAAAUACAGGAUCGUCAUUGCUUCUGUCAGUGGGUCCCUGAGCAACCAGGUGGACAUGCUCGGGCAGACGGUUCCAGCAUCCGUCCAGGGAGUCGUGGCAGACAAUGCGUACAGCAGUAACUCCCUGACAGUGAGUUGGCAGAAAGCUGUCGGUGUGGCGGAAAGAUACGACAUCCUGCUUCUGAAUGAGAACGGGCUUCUUUUGAGCAAUACGUCAGAGGCAGCUACCGCCAAGCAGCACAAAUUUGAAGAUCUAACGCCCGGCAAGAAAUACAAGAUGCAGAUCUUAACUGUCAGCGGAGGACUCUCCAGUAAGGCAGCCCAGGCUGAAGGCCGGACGGUCCCCGCAGCUGUCACCAAUCUGAGGAUCACAGAGAACUCCACCAGACACCUGUCCUUCAGCUGGACUGCCUCGGAGGGCGAGCUCAGCUGGUACAACAUCUUUCUGUACAACCCAGACAAAACGCUUCAGGAAAGGGCUCAAGUUGACCCGCUGGUGCAGAGCUUCUCUUUCCAGAACUUGCUACAAGGCCGCAUGUACAAGAUGGUGAUCGUGACGCACAGUGGGGAGCUGUCCAACGAGUCCUUUAUAUUCGGCAGAACAGUCCCAGCUGCAGUGAAUCAUCUCAGAGGAUCCAAUCGGAACAUGACAGACAGCCUUUGGUUCAGCUGGAGCCCGGCCUCCGGGGACUUUGACUUCUACGAGCUGAUUCUCUACAACCCCAAUGGCACGAAGAAGGAGAGCUGGAAGGACAAGGGCCUGACAGAGUGGCGCUUCCAAGGUCUCGUUCCUGGAAGGAAAUACACACUGUGUGUGGUGACGCACAGCGGGGACCUCAGCAAUCAAGUCACAGGGGAGGGCAGAACAGCCCCCAGUCCCCCCAGUCUCUUGUCAUUUGCUGAUGUUGCGAACACUUCCUUGGCCAUCACCUGGAAGGGACCCCCAGACUGGACAGAUUACAACGACUUUGAGCUGCAGUGGCUCCCUGGAGAUGCACUGACGGUCUUCAACCCCUACAGCAGCAGAAAAUCAGAAGGACGCAUUGUGUAUGGGCUUCGCCCAGGGAGGUCCUAUCAGUUCAGCGUCAAGACUGUCAGUGGAGAUUCCUGGAAAACCUACAGCAAACCAAUUUCUGGGUCUGUGAGGACAAAGCCGGACAAGAUACAAAACCUGCACUGCCGCCCUCAGAACUCGACGGCCAUUGCCUGCUCUUGGGUACCGCCUGAUUCCGACUUUGAUGGCUAUAGCAUUGAAUGUCGAAAAAUGGAUACCCAAGAAAUCGAGUUUUCCAGAAAGCUAGACAAAGAAAAAUCUCUCCUCAACAUCAUGAUGCUAGUGCCUCAUAAGAGGUACCUGGUGUCCAUCAAGGUGCAGUCGGCGGGGGUGACCAGCGAGGUGGUUGAAGACAGCACCAUCACUAUGAUAGACCGCCCUCCUCCACCGCCCCCGCACAUCCGUGUGAAUGAAAAGGAUGUGCUGAUCAGCAAAUCUUCCAUCAACUUCACCGUCAACUGUAGCUGGUUCAGUGACACCAACGGAGCUGUGAAAUACUUCGCAGUGGUGGUGAGAGAGGCUGACGGCAUGGAUGAGCUAAGACCAGAACAACAGCACCCUCUCCCUUCCUACCUGGAAUACAGGCACAACGCUUCCGUUCAUGUCUACCAGACCAAUUAUUUUGCCAGCAAAUGUGCUGAAAGUCCUGAGAGCAGUUCUAAGAGCUUCAACAUCAAGCUUGGAGGAGAGAUGGACAGCCUUGGCGGCAAAUGUGAUCCCAGUCAGCAACACUUCUGUGAUGGACCGCUGAAGCCACACACCGCCUACAGAAUCAGUAUCCGGGCUUUUACACAGCUAUUUGAUGAGGACUUGAAAGAGUUCACAAAACCUCUCUACUCAGAUACAUUUUUCUCUUUGCCCAUCACCACUGAGUCAGAGCCCUUGUUUGGAGUUAUUGAAGGUGUGAGUGCUGGCCUCUUUCUAAUUGGCAUGCUGGUGGCCCUUGUUGCCUUCUUCAUCUGCAGACAGAAAGUUAACCACGGCCGGGAAAGGCCAUCUGCCCGCCUGAGCAUUCGAAGGGACCGGCCUUUGUCUGUCCAUUUAAAUCUGGGCCAGAAAGGCAACCGGAAAACUUCUUGCCCCAUAAAGAUAAAUCAGUUUGAAGGACAUUUCAUGAAGCUCCAGGCUGACUCCAACUACCUUCUAUCCAAGGAAUAUGAGGACUUGAAAGACGUGGGUCGAAGCCAAUCAUGUGAUAUUGCCCUCUUGCCUGAGAACCGAGGAAAAAAUCGAUAUAACAACAUACUGCCCUACGAUGCCUCGAGAGUGAAGCUGUCCAAUGUGGACGAUGACCCAUGCUCUGACUACAUCAAUGCCAGCUACAUCCCUGGAAACAACUUCAGAAGAGAGUAUAUCGCCACUCAGGGACCGCUUCCUGGCACCAAGGACGACUUCUGGAAAAUGGCGUGGGAGCAAAACGUUCACAACAUCGUCAUGGUGACCCAGUGUGUUGAGAAAGGCCGAGUGAAGUGUGACCAUUACUGGCCAGCAGACCAAGACCCCCUCUACUAUGGGGACCUCAUCCUGCAGAUGGUCUCAGAGUCCGUGCUACCCGAGUGGACCAUCAGGGAAUUUAAGAUAUGCAGUGAAGAACAGUUGGACGCACACAGGCUCAUCCGCCACUUUCACUACACAGUGUGGCCAGACCAUGGGGUCCCAGAGACCACCCAGUCCCUGAUCCAGUUUGUGAGGACCGUCAGGGACUACAUCAACAGGAGCCAAGGGGCGGGGCCCACCGUAGUGCACUGCAGCGCUGGCGUGGGCAGAACGGGGACAUUUGUUGCCUUGGACCGGAUCCUCCAGCAGUUGGACUCAAAGGAUGCUGUGGACAUUUACGGAGCAGUGCACGACCUUAGACUGCACAGGGUCCACAUGGUCCAGACGGAGUGUCAGUACAUAUAUUUGCAUCAGUGCGUGAGAGAUGUCCUCAGAGCGAGGAAACUGCGGAACGAACAAGAAAACCCCCUGUUUCCCAUCUAUGAAAAUGUGAAUCCAGAAUAUCACAGAGAUCCAAUCUACUAGAGACGUUAAGAACACACCUGAAGAUCCCCUGGAUAAACGUUUUUCACUGUGUGACUUUUAAAAAGGAAACCUUGCUUCAUGCCCUGCAGAGGUGCCAGCUAUUUCUGUUGAUACUAUGUAUAAUUUAUUAAUCUGGAGAAUGUUAAAGAAUUUAUGUAAUUUAAAGGUAACAGAUAUUAUUGUAUAUACUUGUAUUUUGUAGUUCCUUCUGUAAAUAUGUAUUUUUCAUAAUGUUUAAAAUUAAGGUUUAUAUAAUACUAUUUUUUUGCACACUAAAGUGUCCAUGGCUUGUUCUGCAUAAACCGAUCCCACCUAUACGACAGGUGAAAUGUGUGCCGAGGAAGCUGCAAGAACAAUCCCUGGGGCUGUUUCUUGCCUAUCUCGAUAUUCACUGGGUAAACCAAAGUCAGAGCUAGAGAGAGCAUACCAGAAGCCCAGCUUUGCUGAGCUGCUUUUUCACGAAGGAACCUCAGGACCUAAAGAGUGUAACAGUCAAAGAAAGAUUAGGGCAAUGGCUACACCUCUGUGAUAGACCAUAUGCCAAGAAAUUAAAAAUAAACAAAUAAAGGAUUAGACAGCACCAAAGCCGAGCUAGGUGUUGUCUAAACUAGAAGCUUGUUGGCUGACUCCUCCCGGAAUUACAAGCCAUGGUCACUCAAGGGCAUUGAAACUUGCAGCGACUGAAGAGUGGAAGGUUCUGAUAGUGAGUGAUACUAAGAGAUGUGAGGUGUACCUUGUGACAAUGCCACCUGUACCUCUGAUGGAACCUCAAGCACAAAGCAGGCUGCAUGCCUGCAGCAGCCGCACUUGGUUUUCCUUCGGAAAGAGCUACAGUGAGUGGUAGGUCAUGUUCCUGAUCAAAGAAAGCACCGUCUACCAACACAUUCAUAGAAAUAGCUACAAUAUCACCUAUAGGAUUAAACAAUGGUAAAAAACAAGCAAACAAACAAACCCCGGCUGUCCUUAAUCAAAAAAUCCAUCCGAAGAUCUUUUUUAAAUAAGUCGGUGCAGUUAAAAUGUUGUCUAGUACACUCACCUGAAGCUUCGUUUAAUAUGAAUGACACCACACACACACACACACACACACACACACACACACACACGAUCUAACAAGUUUACCUUUAAGACCUGUGCUUUAUUUUGGAUAUUAAUAAUUCCAGUGAAUCAGAAAGUGGACAUUGACCAAAUCAAGACUCAAUUCAAAGAUGUUUCCUGAGGAAGGUAUGGAAAGAGCAGUGUGGUCGCCUGAGUGACCAGUCACAUUUGUUAACUUCAGGGCUUCGUGGACAGAAACACCACGUUUCUCUCCAACGUUUGCUGCAUCCCAUAAAUUCCAAUGGUAAAACAGAUAUAAUUGGUAUAGCAAUUGAAAAUGUUUAACUAUAGCUAAGGUCAUUGUAACCUUAGUUUGUGAAUAUAUUGUGAUAUCCAAAAAAUUACAUAACUCCGCACCCAACCUGGACAUUUUUUUAUGGUGCAUCUGAAGCUCAUAGAAACAGAGGAGCAGCUCCUAAGGAUUCCCCCCGCUGUCCUCCCCCCACCCCCCGGUCAGAACUCAGAGUCCUCACAGUGUCACUGUGCUCUGUGUGAAGACUGACGCUAUGAGGCUCUGGUCUUGUGUCCAGAGAUGCAUCAAAUGUUUUGAUCAUUUCAUCAGGAGAAAGAGGAAGAGAGGUAUAAGCAUGGGGACAGGCAACUAGAGAGAAAAUAGAGGUCAGACAUGGUUUUGCUUGGUGUCUGUUAGGAAUCAUGUUUCUUAGAGGAAGAAGAAAAGGCUAGGCUCAGGGAGCAGCCAUGAGGUAGCACGUUUGUGUGUCCACUUCCCCCUCCUCCUGAGAAGAGGAAAACAACAGAGUUGUAAAGUCAUGUAGCUCGGAACAAAGCAUGUUGAUAACCUGGAAAGAGAAGUUCAUUUUCGUUCUGAGAGAAGUUCCAGCAAGGGCCUGCCUAAAACAGGCUAGCACUGUUCCAAAAUCUUUGUCCUCAAGGAGAAUGCACAAUGGCAAUGAGAGUAGCUCUCUCUCUCUUUCUCUCUCUCUCUCUGCCCCCCCCCAGUUGUAAUACAAAUCUAGUUGAUCUACUCAUGGACUUUAGCAGAGAGCGGGGAACUGUAGGGUAGAAUGCUUGCUUGGCAUGUGGAGAGGCCCUCGGUUUAGUCUCAGGAGCCACAAAAUAGGUAAGGAGAGAAAAAGAAAGGUUUCUUUGCCAUUUGCUCCAUAGGAUGCAUCCGCAUUUAAUUGCAUCAUGAGGCUGUGUCUUGGUAAACACUCCACUUCCUGCCUUGGGGAGCACCCUGUCUGCACCUGAGUGCCUCUCUUUAAUCAUCAAGGCUUCAAGGUACUUCAAGGCCAUCAAACCUUAAGAGAGUCUGUUUUGCAUCUGAAUAAUUAUUUACCCAGGUUCCUUAUAAUUAACUCCUUUAAUCUCUUCACAUUAAAUCAAUUUCACAUUAUCAUUCUGCUUUUCUCUGGAAAGCUGCCAAGUUUUUCCACCCCUGAAUCAGAUUUUCGCAGAUGCAUCUCCCUGUCUGGGCUCUCAAAUGUUUCUCUUGAGGCAUUCCCCCCCUUUAGUGCUGGGGUCCCACGUUGCUUGCUGAUUCUUCCCAUUGGACAGUUCACUGGGUCAGUUGGAUAGGAUUCUAUCUUCUGUUCAUCUCGUCUCCUUUCACCCCUGGCUAACAUUCCAUACUCUCAACAUUACAGAGGAGUGAUCAAGACCUAAUUUUUCAGCAUGAAAACGGGAGCAAUACAGCAACAUGGGGUUAGAUAUAUUUAGGAGGCUCUGUAAUUAAUUUUGUUAUUACUCCUUGGAAGAAAGCCCAAAAUGAUAUGAGAAAAUAAUAUGAAGUGGUUCAACAGAUGUCCAGCAUUACAAAAAUAGGGUUGCAUGUCACAUUUCACACUGCUUCUCUUAUCUUGGUGUUAAGGCUCUAACAUCUUAUACUGAACCGAUCCCUUUGGAAAAAAAAAGAUCUGCCAUGUCUAAAUCCUUGGUCAGUUAGUUUAUGCUAUUUUGGGAAGCUGAAUUCUGAAGUCACUAGAUCUAUAUAUUUGCCUUGGAGUCCCAGCCAUAGACCACUCUAAAAUUUUUGUUCACACAAGCUGCCCAGACCAACCUGACCAUGCCACACUGAAUAGGUAGUAAGUAAUAAGCUGCGUGGUUUAAGAAACAGUUUAGAGGUUUUCUGAGUUCUGUUCCACUGGCUAAAUAAACAAAUGAAUAAAUGUAAUUGACCAGACGAGAACAGUCCGAAGGCAUGAGCAGUGCCCCCGAGCAGGCUGUCAUCCCUGAGGACUCGGUAGAGAAAUGCCACACCUGCUUGAAUGCCCCGUUACCAUUCCGAAGAUCUUUAAUCAAGCUUCAGAAAGCACAACCAGUGUUCAAAGAACACUUCACAGCAAAGGAAACUUUAGACCAUGACUGCAGAGGGGAAGUAAAAUGAUGCAAAGAAAGGAAACUAUUGGAGAAGAGCUCACCAAAGCAGACGCCAGGAAGACAGAAUGGUAGAAAUGGUAGAAUGGUGUGUCUUCCUUCCUUCCUUCCUUCCUUCCUUCCUUCCUUCCUUCCUUCCUUCCUUCCUUCCUUCCUUCCUUCCUUCUUUCCUUCCUUCCUUCCUUCCUUCCUUCCCUCCCUUCUUGUUUCUCUUAAAAUCUCAUUAUGUAUUUCUGUUAGGACAGAUGGAAUGAGCAUCCCUAAUACCGAAAUCUGAAACUCAAAAUGCUCCAAAGUCCAAGGCUUUUUGAGCCCUGACAUGAAGCAGUGCUAAGUUCUACAGCCCCAUGUGAUGCCUCAGUCAGACACAAGCACAUUAAAAACCACCAUGUGAACCUAACAUCAGCUUUCUGUGCAGGGUACACAAGGGACAGAAAUGAACACAUUAGAUACACAUUCAAGAUUCAUAUUAUAUUUAUUCAAAAAUUCCAAAUUUAUUUUAAAAUCAAACAGAUUCUGAUCACAACCAUUUCAGGUCAAGGCUCUCCGACCUGUUACUAUUGUUGGGAUUCACUAUGACUAUGCUGGUUGGGUGAUCUAGCUGAUCUAGCUGAUUCAACCAGCUUGAACUGGUUUUUUAAUUACACAUGUGUGUGACUAAGUUUACAUGUUUUGUCAUUGUGGACAGAGCACCUUAUAGUCUUAUAGUGCAGGUUAAGUUUGAGAGUGUUUGGCCAUUUCAGUUGAAAUUCAGGGUGACAUUCGAUGCCGCCAUGAUAACAGCAAAAAAUCUGUUCUCUUCUAAAAAUGUGUGUAGCAGUGAAAACACUUCUGGCUGGAAAAAUACUUGACUUGUAGGGAAGCUUCCUUGGAAUAAAUGUAUGCAUUUUUAUUCUUUUAAGGACUGUCUAUAUAGAUAAAUUCAUUAAGUAAAAAAAUUGUUGGUGAAUGCUUCCCUAAAUGGAAGUUUAUGUAAUGGAAAUAAAAGAUCUAUUAAAAGAUUUACCAAAGAUUAUUUUUUAACCUAUACGCCAGUGCACAUGAUAUUAUAUAAGACACCAAAGAAAGUUGUUCAAAACUGUAAAUAGUGUCAGAUAAAUGUAAUGUAACCCUUCUUAGAAUAGUCACAAGAAGGAUUUGUUUGGGCUGUUUUCUGCCUCAAGUAAUGUUCUUUAAGAAGCACCCUCUUUGCCCCAACACCAAGCUUUUCUGUUAUGUCUGAGACAUAUUUCAAUAGCUACAUGUGUAAAUAUGCAUCGCACUGAGAAAGGAGUGUGUGCCUUAGAACGCUAGUGGAGAUGACCAGCCUCUAUCUGGCAGUUUGUGGGAUGGUCUACAACCAGAGUUCAGAGUCUUCUGGUCUCAGCCACACUGACAAGAGAGGGCACCAAUGCCCCCACUAAAGAACACUUCAUCUUGGCUGUUGCUUGUGAGGCUCAGUUCUCCAAGAACAAAGAGCAGGUCCCCCUGCUAAACUGCCAGCAUAUUGACAGUAGUUCACAGCUCACAUAUCCUGCAUUCUCGGUGUAGAGCAGAAGUUACUUCCAGCUGUGUGCUUUGGCUGUUAGAUCAUGCCUCCUAAUUCUAAAGUCUACAAAGGUGCACUUAGCUGCUCCAUCAUCUGUGCGAAGCAUAAAACAAUGUAAAUAAACCCAGCAACUGAACUUAUUUAUGUUCUAUAAUAGAGCAUCCUCGUGGUUUUAAAAUCAGUUACAUGUUCUCUGCAAAUCUAGUCAAAUGGCAGCGAAUCUAUUUUUUCCUACUGCUGCAUCUAUCCACACUAUUAUAUUUGUAACCAAUAAUGUCUGAACAAAGAGCCUCAUCGGCCUUUUUAGUUAAUAAUGUAUGUGCUUAAUAUAUUUUCAGAUUUGUAAUUGUGGCUAAAAGAAAGCUGUAUGGGAUCUGUACAAACCCCCACCAAUGUAGGAAUAAAACUGCUGCUCAUUGAAA
Molecule: messenger RNA, 12533 nt
Organism: Meriones unguiculatus (Mongolian gerbil)
Lineage: Eukaryota; Metazoa; Chordata; Mammalia; Rodentia; Muridae
Gene: Ptprb
Product: protein tyrosine phosphatase receptor type B
Exons: 34
Coding region: 513-7151 (2212 amino acids)
Biological process (GO): protein dephosphorylation; angiogenesis
Molecular function (GO): protein tyrosine phosphatase activity; cadherin binding
Source: RefSeq, a predicted model, not a curated record